CUUUUAGGUGAAUGUCAAAGAGCAAGGCGACUGUGGGCGUAUGGUUGCUAGAAAAAUUGUGUUUGCACAGUUGAUUUUGAAUAACAACAAAAGAAUAACACGUUAGACAUGUCUUACCUGGCCAGUUUUAACAAUGAGAGUGCAAAACAAAUACUCAUGGACAUAAUACGUACAGUGAAUCAGCCAGAGAACUCGAAAAAACUAUCGGAAGCAAAAGCGUCGGCUGGCAAAGAAAUGAUUCUUAUGAUGCAGCACGUUUUCCCUCUGGUUAUGCAGCUGCAGCUGGAGGUGAUCAAGGUGCACGGCUUUCCAGGCAACCGUGAGGGUCUAGUUCAGUUCUCGCAGCUUAUACGGGAAAUGGAGCGUGACGACAUGGAAAUUGCACGCCUGCGCAGCCAGAUACGAGCCAUAUACCUGCCACCAAUCGCUAUAAACACUACCAAUGAUAUUCUUAUCUAAUAUAAACAUAUAUAUAUAUAUAUUAUAUAUAGCUUAUACUAAACACACACUUAAGACUGCAAUAGAUUUAAGCAACAAUCUUUUGUAAAUUGUAUUUUGGGUUUGAUGUACAUCAUUUUUACAUAGCUUGAACUAACAAAGCUGCCAUAGAUUAUGAUUGGCAUGAUAUUUAAUCCAGUGUACAUUGUAUGAAAUAGCCGAGUACAAACUUAUUUAUCUGAGAGUAUGGCUUCGGCCUAAGUAACAUGGCGUAUCUACUAAAUAAACAAGAAAUAAAGUAUUUUGCUGUUUUGCAUUGGCUUAGAAAA
Molecule: messenger RNA, 767 nt
Organism: Drosophila virilis
Lineage: Eukaryota; Metazoa; Arthropoda; Insecta; Diptera; Drosophilidae
Product: protein C10-like
Biological process (GO): post-embryonic development
Source: RefSeq, a predicted model, not a curated record